GCGGCCUAGCAUUUAUCUGUCAAAAGUGGUGACGGCCGGGCCGUUCGGCGAUGAGCCGGUUCACGCGCGCCUGUUGAUCUUCCCGCGAAUCGACUGUAGCUCAUUAAGCCGAACGUGUCGUCGACGAGAGGGUGACGCGUGUUGUCGUCGUCCAGGUACCUCAUCGCGGGAUCAACCGUACGGUUUUUUCUCGAGCGACGUAAACGGACCGACUCGCGAGUAAGUGCUCCUCGAAAGAAUCGGUCGACUCGUUUAUUAUGUGAUCCGUGAACCGUGCACGAGGCGAUAGCACAGAAGGAAGGUAGGCAGACAGGAAGGAAGAAAGGAAAAUGCGAAACGUUCGAGUCGACGUGUUCUGCUAUCUCAUCGUGGCGGUUCUUUUUCUAGCGUCAUUCAGUCAUGCAGCGAACACUGAAUCGAAUCAGACUAGACGGUGCGACGUGAGCAAGGCGGACGAGCAAUGCGGUCGCAACGAAAGAUGCGUUCAGCUAACGCCGAACGGGGAGUCGAGGUGCGAGUGUCAGAUAGAGUACGUGCCGGUGGGCGGCCAGUGUCUUCAGCAUAAAACAGUUCUGGCUAUUAGCGCGACCACCGUUCAACCAGACCUCAAAGACGACUCUGGAGGUAGUUCUGUAGCCGCUGGUUUGUUAAUUCCAACCUUCCUCAUAGUAGUCGGGGUUCUGCUGUAUUUCGGGGCAAGGCGAUACAAAUGGCUGGAACGAUUUCGACAGUUUCGUCCGAAUCGUCACGGCGAUAUCCUAGUCACGAGGGAUGACGAUGACGAUGACGAUCCGCCGAUAGCGUAAGCGGGCUGUGUUUUUCCGCCGCGUCUAAUUUUUCGAAUCGGAAAACACGAGCUGUGUCUCCUGGAAAACGCUCAGUUACACGAGAUGCAGAAUUAAAAGCGGCAAGCUUUGAGUUAACGGGCACGCGUGUCGCGCGUUACGCAGUUUUCAAAAAAUCGUUCGAUCGAUCGAUCGAUCGAUCAUUUCGUCGAUUUGCGUGUUCGAGCAGUUUCACGCUCGUGAUUCUAAUCAGAAACAUAUCACCCAGACCUGUUGUACACGCGUGAAAGUUUUCUCGAAGCUUGCUUACGCUUACGGGAACAAUGUUGUGUAACUUUGUGCAUAUUUCGAGCAGGAGUUUAGGUACAAGGUACGUACAAGGGAAAAAUAUCGUCGAACUGAAUUAAGAGGCUACAUACAUGUAAAGAGGUGUUGGUGUAAGUAGACGUGUUUUUGUGCUAAUGUUCGAACGUUUCCGUGAUUUUUAUCGACAUCUCUGCAUUUUUAUUAUCGACGACGAUACUUCGAAAUAAGGUGCCCGAUUGAUUUUAUCGUUGUUUGUAAAUUUGAUCGUAUCUCUUUUUGGUAACAAGCCGUUUUUGUUUCGCCAGUCGAUCGCAUAAAGGUGCUACUACUUACACGAUCGCUGAUUAUCCGUUUUAUGAACGAUGGUUGUAAGGGAUAUGGGAUAUAACUGACUGCGUUUUCGAUAGCUAUUUAAGAACAUACUGGAGGCAUAAUUUUUUACGAUGAUAUUAAUAAGCUGGUCAGUAAAUUUUUACACGUUAUUAAUAUCUUGUAUAAAAUCUGGUGAUCACCGGUUCACCGGUAUACACUGUACGCAAAAAUUUAGGAGAAUUCUAUUAAACGUUAUACUGUUCUGCGCUCUCAAUAAGAUUGUAAAUUCUGAUUGCACGAUGAACGUUCAUGUACGCGACGCGACGAUGGAUAUUCCCGUGAUUACGAUCGAGUCCUAUAUAUUUUUAAACGCAGGCACAUUACUUCCUAUUAGCAUACCUCCAACGUAAGUGUAUCCGAUAUAAUUGCGAAGGAAUCGGUAGUGUCCGAUCGUGUCGCGCGUAUGAAGUUUCGUUGUCGUCUCUGAAUAUCUUGUUCUUUCGAGGAUAACUCUUUAAAUGAGAAUAUACGUUCACCGUUACUUAACCAAAGACUAAAGAUUCCACAAUCUGAAUUAUCUCUCCGGAUGUGUACGGGCAGCAACGAUGGCGGUAUCGUCGCCGUGGCGAAACGAAUCGAAGCAAGAGAAAAAGAAACGAAUCGGCGAUUCCCCCGUCAAUUGAGCUGAGUUAACUUUUGAACUGCAAGACGUUUAGAAGCCGGCUGCACAUAUACCAAAAUAACGUUGCAUCUAUAAUAAUUGUUCUCGAUGUCGUUUUUUUUUCUGUAAUAUAACAGAUUUUGUAAAUAACCUUCGACCGAUUCUACGGCCGCGUAUUCUUGCCAGCCAAUCAUUCUUUCUCUCUCUCCUAUAGUUUGUAAUUCGAAUUAAUCGUGAUUUCCGAAACAAGAAGAAAUCGCAUUGUCUAUAUUUAUAUUCUCAAGAAAAUGGGAAUGAU
Dufourea novaeangliae is the source of this 2362-nucleotide messenger RNA. RefSeq lists its product as uncharacterized. The record is from RefSeq and is a predicted model, not a curated record. Bases 330 to 806 code for a protein of 158 amino acids. Lineage: Eukaryota; Metazoa; Arthropoda; Insecta; Hymenoptera; Halictidae. The transcript is spliced from 3 exons.